This is a messenger RNA of Dendroctonus ponderosae (mountain pine beetle), 3381 nucleotides long. It is a transcript of the gene dve, whose product is annotated as homeobox protein dve-1. The transcript is spliced from 5 exons. Gene Ontology annotation, molecular function: DNA-binding transcription factor activity, RNA polymerase II-specific; RNA polymerase II cis-regulatory region sequence-specific DNA binding. Gene Ontology annotation, biological process: chromatin remodeling; regulation of transcription by RNA polymerase II. NCBI's taxonomy places the organism in Eukaryota, Metazoa, Arthropoda, Insecta, Coleoptera, Curculionidae. Bases 175 to 2319 code for a protein of 714 amino acids. The record is from RefSeq and is a predicted model, not a curated record.
CUCCAGCUACGCGAAAUGAGCGAAUAGCGCGCUCAGUAUCGUUUCUACUGUCGUAUAAGUGAUAUUCGCGCGUCCGCUUUACGAUCGAAAAGUCACGUUGUCGUCGUAAUGGGGAAAGCAUAGAGGCUCACAAGACUUUUUUGUGUUUACCACCAAAUACGCAUGGUUUGAACGAUGGCAAUGGACUUUCAAAGUGCAAUGGAGACGUUUGCGGAAGCCUGGGUAGCUGCCAGCAUUAAGGGAGCACCAAUCUCUGAAGUUACCAGUCAGAACCAAGCAUUGGCCUUGACGCGAAGCAGCAAGACGCCACCUUCUUCGGCAACCGGCAGGACUAGCAGAGACUCUGCAGAACGAGCAUCAACACCUACACCUGCAUUAUCAUCCACUCCUCUUGAUAAUACCGUAUCUCCUCAUUCGACCAAAGAGGAAGCAUCUUCAGGAAAAUCCAUACCAGUCCAUUGCAUAGUAGAAGCAAUAUCAGUUUUAGAAGACAACCGAUUCCAACAUGGUGUUUGGAGGCGUAGGCCCAUGGUGGAAACAGACACCUACGUUAUCAUACCAAUUGGUACUCCAUUCCAUAAUCUGGUCCAAGCGGCCUUGUUUCGGCUCGGAUACUCCUCAGAAAGUGCUGCAGCCGCUAAAGGAUCAGUGCUGAUCAAGAAUUGGAAACCGCUGAAUUUUGAUCAGAUAUCCGACGAUCCGUUAGUGACGGUUGGUGAUAUUUUGAGCGAACUUUCAACUGUGGCCACAUUAAGAAUUCAGGUCUUCCGAGGUAAACCCGGCUCGCUCAAUGAUGUCAAGGAUAAGCUUUUACGAUAUCUGCUGCUCCAAUCGCACGGCAUGCUGCUGUCUUCAGGUUGUCCACUCGAUGAGAUGAUUCUCUCUCAGAUCUGCCGAAGUAAUUUAUCGUCAUCGAACUAUCCAGAAAUAUCCGAAGAAAUCAGACGAAAAUUUGAUCUUUGGUGGUCAACGCAAUUCAAUUCGCAAAUGCCACCCAGCAGAUCACAGUUUAUCUCAUCAUAUCCAAGCCAGUAUUCGGUACCACCACAACCAACUCCGCCCAUGGAUCGGCCAAUCUCUGACUCCCAUCCCGCUAUGCAAACAGUGCAUAAUCAUUUUCCAACUCAAAAAACGCGGAUGCGAACCAGCUUUGAUCCCGAGUUAGAGCUUCCGAAGUUACAACGCUGGUUUAACGAAAAUCAACAUCCGAGUCGCCAGCAAAUUCAACAGUACGUCAAGGAGCUCAACAAUUUGGAGUCGAGAAGAGGCAGAAAACCUUUAGACAUCAACAAUGUGGUGUAUUGGUUCAAAAAUGCUCGCGCUGCCCAAAAGAGAGCAGAAGUCCGAAACAUCAAUCCCAAUUUGCAUUUAUCGGUCAACGGAUUUACAAGUCCCAGUCCCACAAAUGGAGGAUUUCUGCUUGGAGAUAGUUAUCUCAACUCCGAACGGCUCACCGACCCAAGAAUGAAAAACAUGCCCAGGCGCGCUCCACACAAUUCCCACACUUCCGAUGAGUUCUCCAAUGUUGGCUCUGAUAUGGAAGAUGACGAAUUAGGCGAAGAUCAAUCUCCCAGCCCCUUAGUUCCGCUUUCACUGACCACGAGCAGAAAAUCGGAAUCUAGGGGGGCCAGCCCGAAGAAUGUGGCAUCACCAUCUCCAGCUCCAGAUAUUCAAAUUGAAAAUUGCGAAGAAGAACCCAAAGACGAACCGGUCAACUAUUCAUCGGGCGACCAUAUCAAUAACAACAAAGUGAUAUACAAAGAUGAAGCUGAUCGUGAAACUGAAGAUGAAAGUAAGAGUCAUUACGAUGACACAACCUCCCCUAGUAGGUCGAUUUCGCAUCGUUUGUCUCCUGAAAUGAGCAAUCAAUUAAUCCCGAGGAACCAUGAGAACCUCGAGCAGCUUGCUGCUUCGGGUUUUCCUUUGGUUCCCAAUACAAUGUUCAGUCAUAACAUAAUGUACAUGAGCCAGUAUAUACCUAGUCUUGCACAUUCAGUACCUUCAAGUUGUUCUAGCGCCUUAAAUAUGUCGAGUUUAACUGUGGAUGAACGGCGUAAACGAAACAGGACUUUCAUAGAUCCAGUAACGGAGGUACCACGUUUAGAGCAAUGGUUUUCAUUAAAUACUCAUCCUUCGCAUAACUUAAUUAUUAAAUAUACCGAUGAGUUAAAUUGUAUGGCUUAUCGGCAAAAAUUUCCACGAUUGGAACCGAAGAAUGUACAGUUUUGGUUUAAGAAUAGGAGAGCUAAAUGCAAAAGACUAAAGAUGUCAUUAUAUGACACUCCUUCUGGUCAGUAUCAUCAUAGUGAUCGAGAUUAAAUAGUGGUUGAUUGUGGUACUUGAAUUUUUUUACUUACAAGUGGUUUGCAAGCAUUGGGAUUUUUACCCCAAAUUAUUUAUUUUUCAACGCUUUUCCUGUCAGCUUCUUUGGUUCAAUGCUUGUCAAAUUACACCGAUCGAAUCGUGAUUUUUACCAAAUAUUUUAAUGUGGUAAUAUUAAGACAAUAAUUUAUACUUGAUUUGUUUGAGUUUAGCUUCCUCACCUUAUAUUUAUGAAGGCAAUGAAGUACAAAUGAUGCUUUUGCGUGUGCCUUCCUUCGUUCAUAUAUCGAAAGCAAUAGUCUUGCAGAGAAAAUCAGUUUUAACUUCGCAUUUAGGGAAAAAAACUUCGGAUUAAUUUGUUGGGCACGUCCUAGUUUUUCUUACGUUUCAGAUGAUUUUCAACACCAAUAUGCAAUAAUAUACGUAGGGCUUGGAAAGUGCCGGUGUGCCAAAUAUGCACUUAGAACGUAUAGCAGUUAUUUUAGUGUAGGUGUCCUCAUUGCUCAAAUUACAUUUUUUAAACUCAACGUCAAAGUGUAUAUAGGCGCACUUCAUGUUUUAGAACCUGCUCUAUUUAUUAGUAUUAGCAUAGUAUUAUGACCCCCAUUUUAGGGAGCUUGGACAUUAUCAUGCAAUUUAGUUAGUUCUGCUGAACCUGAUGAACUUUGUUAUACCAAAGAAUGUACUAAAGUACCACUAGGCCUCUUGCAACAAGAGUAGCCUUUUUCAAAAUUAAUCAGUUUCCCUAGUGGUGUUUUCUUGUUGAUUUCAUAGUUUCAACAUUUGAAUGCCUUCAGUAAAAAAAUCCUCUAAAAAUCAACUUGUGUACUUAAACCUGUAUAUAUGUAGAGUUUAAACAUUCUAGAGCUUAUGCGAGGAUUUUAAAUUACAUGCAACAACAUUUUUUAUGGAUUUUCAUCAAGAUUAAUAUUAAAAGCGCUUGAAUAUGGCUCUAUAUUGUUUGACGUCAUUUAUCAUAAUAUCUAAUAUUCUUAAGCAUUAUUAAAAUAUAUCUUAGAUGUAACCGUCUUUGUGAAUAAAGUGAUGUGUGAUAAGCCA